GUGCUGCUGCUUCUGUGCCACGUGCCGGGGCAGGUCGGUGUCCGGCCAGUGUCCUUGCUGCGUGUGCCUGUGCACAGCCCGGCACCCUCCCACCAGGGGCCCGGAGUGGGGCAGCCUCUACGGGAGCCCAAGCACCUCAUUUUGCGAAUGUCCUGCUUGGCCCUUGCACCCCACGGUGCGGGAGGAGGGUGCUGGAAGCGUGUGCCGUCCCAUGGCUGCGGGGCUGAGUGCCAGAAAGCAAAAUGAUGCCUGUUGCUUUAAGUACCCUCACCGGCCAUGGGGAUUUUUUUUUUUUUUUUUCUCUUGCACUAUGAAUGGGUUUUGCUGUAAAUUAUAGCUUUGCGCACAUUCCCUCGGGCUGAGGAAAAUAACCUCCGCCGAAAAGCCAGCCUGGAUUGGUGACUGGCUCCCCCUCUCCGCUCCCUAAUUGAAACCAAAUGUGCGAGAUGUAGGAUUGUGGGAUUUCUGGCUGGCUCCCAGGAAUCUGCAGAAUGCGAAUGCGCUCCCAGAGGCAUCUUGCAUCAGCCCGGAAAAGUUCGCUCCUCGCCUGGCUCCCCCAGCCCGGGCGAGGGGCGAGGAGCCCACCCGCCAUCACCUCCUCGCUCCGGACAGCCGACAUGCUGGCCACCCCUAGACCAGCCCUGCUGCUGCUGCUGCUGCAUGUCCCAUGGGCUGCAAGAGCACAGGUUAACCCGGCGGUGUGCCGGUACCCCUUGGGAAUGUCAGGUGGGCACAUCCCCGACGAGGACAUCUCAGCCUCUAGCCAGUGGUCCGAGUCCACAGCUGCCAAGUAUGGACGGCUGGACUCAGAGGAUGGUGAUGGUGCCUGGUGCCCUGAAAUCCCAGUGGAGCCUGAUGACCUGAAGGAGUUCCUGCAGAUCGACCUGCACGCCCUGCAUUUCAUCACACUGGUGGGCACCCAGGGCCGCCACGCUGGGGGCCAUGGCAACGAAUUUGCCCCCAUGUAUAAGAUCAACUACAGCCGGGACGGCACCCGCUGGAUCUCCUGGAGGAACCGGCAUGGGAAGCAUGUGCUAGAUGGAAACACGAAUCCCUAUGACAUUGUCCUCAAGGACCUGGAGCCACCCCUUAUCGCACGUUUUGUCCGCUUCAUCCCCGUCACUGACCAUUCCAUGAACGUCUGCCUGCGUGUGGAGCUGUAUGGCUGCCUUUGGCUGGAUGGGCUGGUGUCCUACAAUGCACCAGCUGGGCAGCAGCUCGUCCUUCCCGGUGGCACCGUCAUCUACCUGAAUGACUCGGUGUACGAUGGGGCAUUUGGGUACAGCAUGACGGAGGGCCUGGGCCAGCUGACGGAUGGGGUGUCAGGGCUGGACGACUUCACGCAGACCCACGAGUACCAUGUCUGGCCGGGCUACGACUACGUGGGCUGGCGCAACGAGAGCACCACAGGCGGCUACGUGGAGAUCACCUUUGAGUUCGACCGCAUCAGGAACUUCACCGCUAUGAAGGUCCACUGCAACAACAUGUUCGCCAAAGGGGUGAAGAUCUUCAAGGAGGUGCAGUGCUACUUCCGUGCUGACACCAGCGAGUGGGAGCCCAGCACCGUCUCCUCUGUGCUGGUGCUGGAUGACGUGAACCCCAGUGCCCGCUUCGUCACCGUUCCCCUGCUCCACCGCAUGGCCAGUGCCAUCAAGUGUCAGUAUUACUUUGCUGAUGCCUGGAUGAUGUUCAGUGAGAUCACCUUCCAGUCAGAUGCAGCAAUGUACAACAACUCAGUGGCCCCUCCAGAGGUGCCUGUGGUCCCCACCACAGACCCCACGCUCAAGAUGGAUGACAGCAACACCCGCAUCUUAAUUGGGUGCCUGGUGGCAAUCAUCUUCAUCCUCGUGGCCAUCAUCGUCAUCAUACUGUGGCGGCAGUUCUGGCAGAAGAUGCUGGAGAAGGCAUCACGGAGGAUGCUAGAUGAUGAAAUGACUGUCAGCCUCUCCCUGCCCAGUGAAUCUAGCAUGUUCAACCACAACCGCUCCACCUCCUCCAGCGAGCAGGAGUCCAGCUCCACCUACGACCGCAUAUUCCCCCUGGGCCCUGACUACCAAGAGCCCUCCCGCCUGAUCCGCAAGCUGCCCGAGUUCACCCCGGGAGAGGAGGAGACAGCUUGCAGUGGCCCUGUGAAGCCAUCCCAGGCCAGCGUCCCCGAAGGUGUCCCCCACUACGCUGAGGCUGACAUCGUGAACCUGCAGGGAGUGACGGGUGGCAACACCUACUCGGUGCCAGCCCUCACCAUGGACCUGCUCUCCGGCAAGGACGUGGCCGUUGAGGAGUUCCCCAGGAAGCUGCUGACCUUCAAGGAGAAGCUGGGGGAAGGCCAGUUUGGGGAGGUUCACCUCUGCGAAGUGGAGGGGAUGGAGAAGUUCACGGGCAAGGACUUUGCCCUGGAGGGCUUGGACACCAGCUCCAACCGUCCUGUGCUGGUGGCUGUGAAGAUGCUGCGAGCAGAUGCCAACAAGAACGCCAGGAAUGAUUUUCUGAAGGAAAUCAAGAUCAUGUCGCGGCUGAAGGACCCCAACAUCAUCCGGCUGCUGGCGGUGUGCAUCACAGAUGACCCACUGUGCAUGAUCACUGAGUACAUGGAGAAUGGAGACCUCAACCAGUUCCUGUCCCGCCAGCAGGCAGACAGCCCCCCCGCCGGCCAUGCACCCACCAUCAGCUACAGUGACCUGCGGUUCAUGGCCACCCAGAUCGCCUCUGGCAUGAAGUACCUCUCCUCCUUGAAUUUUGUGCACCGAGACCUGGCCACACGCAACUGCCUGGUGGGGAAGCAGUACACCAUCAAGAUAGCUGACUUUGGCAUGAGCAGGAACCUCUACAGUGGGGACUACUACCGCAUCCAGGGGCGGGCGGUGCUCCCCAUCCGCUGGAUGUCCUGGGAGAGCAUCCUGCUGGGCAAGUUCACAACAGCCAGUGACGUGUGGGCAUUUGGUGUGACAUUGUGGGAGACCUUCACCCUCUGCCGGGAGCAGCCCUACUCCCAGCUGUCUGACGAGCAGGUCAUUGAAAAUACCGGCGAGUUUUUCCGGGACCAAGGCCGACAGACCUACCUUCCCCAGCCUGCACUUUGCCCUGACUCAGUCUAUAAGCUAAUGCUCAGCUGCUGGAGACGGGACACUAAAGAUCGUCCCUCCUUCCAGGACAUCCACCGCCUUCUCCAGGAGUCAGCCAGUGAAGAAUGACCCUCUGCUUCUCCCCAGCCCAGUCCCUGUCCCACCCCAUCCUCAGAGGAUCCCCAUACACAAACUGAAGCCACUUCACUUGGACUUAGCAAUAAAACCCAGGCAGCUGGUCUUGUUCUAAUUGUACAGUGAAGCCUCAGAGAAAAACCCCCGAGGGCAGCAAGGAGAGCUACAGCUUGGGAUGACUUGGAGCUGCCGCUCACUUGCUGACCCAUGCCUGGGAGCGGCAUGGGCUGAGACGACGGUUAUUUAUUGAUGCAGCGUGUUCUCGGUGAUAAUGACUGGGACAGAGCAGCUUCUCUCCCCCUGUUGGAGGGGAAGAACAUCAGCCGGACUUUGUUGGUGAGGAAGCUCUGGCUUAUGCACAGGGCAGGUGCCCGAGGAAGUGGUACGUGUGGGUACCUGCCUGCUGGAGCAGGGACUGUCCAGUGGCCACAGCCUGCUCGAGGAGGGGCCAGGAGUUGCCACUAGCUCACAGUGGGCUGUGCAAUUACAGGGUGGAAACCAAAACUCUCUGGACCUUUUGGGCUUUGGACAUGCUGCAUGGAGGGACAGGAAGCCUCAUCCCUGCCUGCUAGAACCCAGUUGCACAGGGAGAAGUCCAACUGUGCCCCUGGCUCCUCGCCUGGCUGCUGGAGCAGUUGAUGUGUUCAGCUGUUGCUUCUCUGUGUCAGCCGGGGAGGAGUGGGCAUGAGAGGAGCACCAAGGAGACUUCCUCUCACCCAUCACAGCCACUCCAGAGCUGCUCAGCUGCCCACAAAAUGCAUUUUGGAUGCCUCGCGGGUGCUGCAUGGUAGUGGGAUGUUAGCACCUUUCUCCUGCAAGGGAAAUCUCCAAGACCUCCUAUCCCAGGAUUGACCUGCAUCUUUACCUGCCAUCAGAGGAAGACAGGUAGCUGGGCUUUCGAUGCUGCUGCCUGAUGCCCAAACCUGCAGUAGCCCAUGGGCAGGGAGCAAAAGCAGCCCCGUUCUCCCUGGCUGUCAGCCCAGUGGUCGCAGCUCAGCUGGAGCACCUGGACUGGACUCUCCUGCUCUGAGCAUCCCACAGAAGUCUGGCACCAGUCUGCCCUCCCGGAUCCAGCCGCUUCAUGAGCAAACUGGGCAGGUGCCAAAGCUGCGUGCCCCCCAGGAGCCCUGGCAGGUUAUCUGUAGUGCCCCACAACGGGACCUUCCUGCAGCUGGACACGAGGAACUUUUUACUUAGAGGGUACAUGGACCCCUCCAUACUUUUGUAUGCAUUAGUUCAGCGCCAUCAAGUCACGCGUGGCACAGUUUCCAGUAUACUAUUGCUAAGGUGUGUAUAUAUUCAGUAGAUGCACCUAUGUAUAGGGGCAAACCCGCUGAAAAGACACUUGCUACAUGAA
Molecule: messenger RNA, 4554 nt
Organism: Columba livia (rock pigeon)
Lineage: Eukaryota; Metazoa; Chordata; Aves; Columbiformes; Columbidae
Gene: DDR2
Product: discoidin domain receptor tyrosine kinase 2
Exons: 17
Coding region: 492-3191 (899 amino acids)
Biological process (GO): multicellular organism development; positive regulation of kinase activity; positive regulation of neuron projection development
Cellular component (GO): plasma membrane; signaling receptor complex
Molecular function (GO): collagen binding; ATP binding; protein tyrosine kinase collagen receptor activity
Source: RefSeq, a predicted model, not a curated record